Molecule: messenger RNA, 537 nt
Organism: Orycteropus afer afer
Lineage: Eukaryota; Metazoa; Chordata; Mammalia; Tubulidentata; Orycteropodidae
Gene: DYNLT5
Product: dynein light chain Tctex-type family member 5
Exons: 4
Coding region: 1-537 (178 amino acids)
Biological process (GO): microtubule-based movement
Cellular component (GO): cytoplasm; cytoplasmic dynein complex
Molecular function (GO): dynein intermediate chain binding
Source: RefSeq, a predicted model, not a curated record
AUGAUGACAGAUGUUGCCAAAGACAGAGAAACCCGUUCAUCAAAGAAAAGAGGCAGUGAGUCUUCUCUAAGUAGUCAUGAAUUCCAGCAGAAGGAACUUCAUGGACACACCAAAAACUCCUUGAGUACCGUGUCUUAUAUGGAUGAACCUAGCCAGCGUGAUGAUGCCUCUCGCCUUACAGUCCAGAUGGAAAACACCUAUCAGUUAGGUCCUACAAAACAUUUUCCUGUGGUUACUGUUGAUCAUAUUUUGAAAGAUGUGUUAACUAACUAUCUGCAAGAAGAAGAGUAUGAGCCAGAGCUCUGUAGACAGAUGACUAAAACAAUUUCUGAGGUUAUUAAAGCCCAGAUCAAGGAUUUGAUGCUUCCUCGGUAUAAGCUAAUUGUGAUUAUUCACAUCGGACAACUGAACAGUCAGAGUAUACAUAUUGGAAGCAGAUGCCUCUGGGAUCCUACAAGUGAUACUUUUUCAUCUUAUGUUUUCAGAAAUUCUUCUCUCUUUGCUCUUGCAAAUGUCUAUGCAGUUUACUUUGAGUGA